This is a messenger RNA of Bactrocera latifrons, 1564 nucleotides long. RefSeq names its product nucleoporin NUP116/NSP116-like. The record is from RefSeq and is a predicted model, not a curated record. The transcript is spliced from 2 exons. The coding region runs from base 59 to 1555 and encodes 498 amino acids. Gene Ontology annotation, molecular function: metal ion binding. NCBI's taxonomy places the organism in Eukaryota, Metazoa, Arthropoda, Insecta, Diptera, Tephritidae.
CCCAGAAUCAUAACAAAUAUUAUAAAUUAAAUAGCAGACAGAAUUUAAAGCUAAAAGGAUGGUUCUUUGUAGGUUUUUUCUCCAAGGUAGCUGCAGAUUUGGGACUAAAUGCAAUAAUGAACACUUGGACAUCAAACAACUUGUGAAAACCGAUUUAGAAGCUGCAAUUAAUGGAAAGCAAUGGCCAAUAUCUUGUUUUGGACCCUUUAAAGAUAAACCCUGUAUACCAAGUUUCAUAGAAGAUCAAUCCUUCGAAGAGAUUCGUUGGCUAUGUUAUGAAGCAAAACAAAAGAAUUGUGUGGAUCAAUAUAUCCAGCAUUUCUCCAAGGAAGUGAUGGAAGCAAAUAAUAAGAUGAAAACCAUGUUGCAAUUAUCUCCAGCUGUUAUAGAUGUUAUUUGCCGUCUUUACGAUACUCCUGCUGAUGGUAACGCUAUCGCAGGAUUAACAAAAAGUAAUGUUAAUAACCCUUUCGGACUUGGAGGUAAUGUUGUCAACGAUACCACCUCAAUAUUCAACAAGCCUUUAAGUGGUAAUAAUUUUGGUGGAGCUUUUGGCAAUAAUACUACUACUACUGUCGGACAAACUCCCACGCAGGGUGGAAGUAUUUUUGGGGGAGGUGGUUUAGCCUUCAGUUCGCAAAACCAGCAGUCUUCGAUUUUUUCACAACAGUUACAAAAACCGGCCUCUUUGUUUGGAGGUGGGGGCACACAAGGAAGUUUAUUCGGGCAAACUCAAACAAAUACCGGAAUUAUUGGUGGACUUUUCGGACAAACACCACAACCAACUGGUAAUGUAUUUGCUCAAACAGCGUCACAACAGCAACAACCGCAACCUGCAGCCAUUGGAUUAUUUGCUCAACAUGCACAACAACCACAAUCAGGGUCUCUAUUUGGACAACAAAAUCCAACUCAAACAGCAACAGGAGGCAAUUUGUUUAAUCAAAGUAUUCAUCAGCAGCAGCAGCAACAACACAAUGGAACAAAUGUAUUUGCGCAAGCAAUGCAAUCACAGCAAACACAAUCAGGAUCCGGAUUCCCAAUGUAUCAGACCAAUAAACCUCAAACAUCUUCUGUUUUUGGACAACAAAAUGUUUAUGCACAACAGAGCUCAGGAGGAAUGUUUGGUCAAAUAGCUGCAAAUACACCUGGGCAUAAUCCUAAUAAUUUAUUUGCACAACCGGUCACUACAACAGAUACAAAUGGUAUGUUUAAAAACCCACAAAACGUAUUCGCCCAAGCUAUACAACAACAACAACAGCCUCCUCCAAAUAUGUUUUCACAAACAAACCAAACCUCAACAACAAUGCAACCAGCACCAGCCUUUUUCCAACAAAAUAGUCAAUCACAGCAAAUAACAAAUCAGAAUGCAGCGUUUGCACAGCCCAUGGGAGUUAAUAACUCUUCGUUGCCUCUUUUACAAUCGCCAGUGGUAAGUAGCUCUGUCUAUAGCAAAUUGGAGGAUCUUACUUCUGAAGACAUUGAAGCAUUCAAAGCUGACACUUUUACGCCGGGUCGAAUUCCAAAUGUUCCACCUCCUAGAGAGUUGAUCAAUUAAGAAAUUCUA